AAGAAGCAGGUUUUGGAUAUGAAUGGCUGGUUAGCUAUACAAUGGACUGAUACAAGAUAUGCUUGGGAUCCAGCAAGUUAUGGAAAUAUUUCAACAGUUAGUUUACCUUGCCAUGACUUUGUUAAACCCGAUGUGAAAUUGUAUAACAGUGCUCAUGAUGGUGUUGUUGUCCAGGGAGAAUUUAACUGUGUCGUUUCUUCAAAUGGUCUUGUUACUUAUAUACCACAAGUUUCCAUACAUAGCCAUUGUCCUAUACAGAAUCCUACAUCAGAUGAGUUCACUUGUCAUUUGAAAUUCGGCUCUUGGGCGCAUCCUUGUAAGGACCUGAGCAUAAACAAGGAUGAGUCCAAGUUGGAUGUAAGCGUAUUUAAAUCUAACUGGAGGUUUGAGAUUAUUGACCAUUCAUCUGAAGUCAUCUCUAAGAAAUACGACUGCUGUCCUGACAUCUAUUGUUCCGUUGACAUGGAACUGAAA
Molecule: messenger RNA, 474 nt
Organism: Lottia gigantea (owl limpet)
Lineage: Eukaryota; Metazoa; Mollusca; Gastropoda; Lottiidae
Exons: 2
Biological process (GO): nervous system process; regulation of membrane potential; signal transduction
Cellular component (GO): synapse; membrane; neuron projection
Molecular function (GO): transmembrane signaling receptor activity; extracellular ligand-gated monoatomic ion channel activity; neurotransmitter receptor activity
Source: RefSeq, a predicted model, not a curated record